Molecule: messenger RNA, 3804 nt
Organism: Megalobrama amblycephala (Wuchang bream)
Lineage: Eukaryota; Metazoa; Chordata; Actinopteri; Cypriniformes; Xenocyprididae
Gene: syt16
Product: synaptotagmin XVI
Exons: 7
Coding region: 272-2083 (603 amino acids)
Source: RefSeq, a predicted model, not a curated record
AAUAUUCAGUCAGUCUGUCCUGCGAGAUCUCCUGAGUCUAGAUAAAUGCGUUCAGGUGCCGCUGAACUGGUUUGACUGAAGGUUGGUUAUGUAGAAAGUUGCUGAGGUGCAGGAGCUCUAAAUAGAGUAAUUGAUUGUUUUUUGAGGAAGCCAUUCUGUAACAACAUGAGGGAAUUCACUGGGUGUGCCGUGCAUCUGAAAAUAGGCCUACUUUUGAGCUGUUGUCAAAAGUGUUCUGAACAUUGUGGAAAACAUUUUGAACUCUGAUGGUAUGGCAGACAUUCCUCAGGCAGGUAUCCCAGCGUUCUCUUCAUGGCUCGCUCAGAUUUCAGACGCUUUCACCAAUGGCUUCCGCCGCCUCGGCCAAAACGAAGCUGUUUACUCUGAGGUCUCAGUGAAAGAUGAGAGUUCAGAAGUGGAGCAGAACUUGAGGCUUGUUCAUGGAUCUGGAGUGGAUGUGUCCUCCAUGGAUCCAAAGGAAACGGCGCUGCGAGGUCAGGCCGACAGGUUUGAUUAUGCCCCCUCUGUUGAACGUCUGACCCCCAUCAGCGAACACACAGAAGAGCUGGAGAGCAGGAGGAGUCUGCAGGUGUCACGCUGCUCUGAUGUUGUGAAUAGUUACGGCGAUGAUGGUGAGAUUUCCAGCUCGUCAGACAGCGAUGAUGAGUUGGCAAAGCAGUUUGAGAUCUCCGUUUCCCGCUCACAAAGCUUCCGUUCAGGGGUUACGGAGCUCAACACCCAGAUUGCACCAGGGCCACAUCACAAAUUUAAACGUCUGCUGUCUGACCAGGAAGAAGGAAGCACAGAGCCGUCUGACUGUGAAGUAGAAGCUGAGAGAAACAGUGUGCAGAGUUUUCAAGAUCCCCUCUCAUCCAGGCGACGUGUAGGGUCUGAGCCGAGAGACCCCUUAUCGCAGAGUCCUCUUCCUGAGGGCCGAACCCCCACAGACCCCCUCUCUCUGAUGGCGGAGCAGAUUUCUGUGGGCUCCCAGGACACAGGAGACGGUCUGGAGGCUCUACCCAGGGAUGAGGGCAGUCGUCUGGGCAGCAUGGGGCGGCAAACCCCACAGAGGAGUCUGGCAGUUGACAAUCAAGGUUAUGACAACAGUGAGGCUACGGAUAGUUUCUCUGCAUGGAGCCCUGAGCAUGAACAAUCUCCAUCCCACCCUUUGAGCUCUUCUCCUCGUGGGCACAUCUCAAAAUGUGGUGACCUCAUAAUUGCCCUCGACUACCGGGCUGAAACCCACAGGCUUCUGGUCACCGUGAUAUUGGCCCAAGACAUUCCAGACAAGGCGCGGAGCGGUAUGGACUCCUGGAUGGUGCAUGUGGUGCUGUUACCUGGGAAACGGCAGAGGCACAAGACGGCCGUGCAGAAAGGCUCCAUGCCCAGGUUCGAGGAGACGUUCCGGUUUUCACAUCUAGAGCCUGGGGAUUUGGGUUCCUCUGCACUGCGGUUUCGCCUGUACGCGCUGGGGAAGAUGAACAGGGAGAGGAUGAUGGGAGAGGCCAUAUACAGACUGAGCAGGCUGAAACACACAGGCAGGUUCGAGAUCACGCUGCUGCUGGAGCCACGCAGUAAUCUCAAGACAAUAGACUCCCAGGUGUCUUUCAGCGCACAGAGUGACAGUGCUUCCUCCAGUCAGUCUGUGUCUCACGGUGGAAAUCCAGAACUACUGCUGGGAUUAUCGUAUAACGCCACCACAGGACGACUGUCUGUGGAGAUCAUUAAAGGCAGCCACUUCCGUAACUUCGCACUCAACAGACCUCCAGACACGUUUGGUAAGCUCUCUCUGUUGAACUCUAUGGGACAGGAGAUAUCCCGCUGUAAGACAUCCAUCCGUCGCAGUCAGCCGAAUCCGGUCUUCAAGGAGACGUUUGUCUUCCAGGUGGCGCUGUUCCAACUGUCCGAUGUCACAUUAAUGGUCUCCAUUUACAAUCGGCGGAAUAUGAAACGCAAGGAGAUGAUUGGCUGGGUGGCUCUGGGCCAGAACAGCAGCGGUGAGGAGGAACUUCUUCACUGGCAGGACAUGAAGGAGGGCGGAAACCAACAGGUCUGCCGCUGGCACACGCUACUGGAGGCUUAGAGGAGAGAGAUAGAAAUAUAAUCACUCUUACUGAACUGUGUUCAGCUGGAAAUUCCUUUGAGAAGGAAGAGACAGCCAAGGCCAAAAAUACCCACAAAAAACUGGAAUGAGCAAGCAACUUUUAACACUAUCAAACAAAGAUAAGGCAUGUGUUUAUGAAAAUCUUAGAAGCACAAAGAAACACCCACGCCACACCACUCUUCUCCCUGACAGUACUUAAUACAGCCUCUUAUCUGGUAACCAGGAAAUGACAUCACGGCGUAAUAUACAGACUACUCUCUUUAACCCCAGCAGCAACUAUUCAAAACGCAUUAUUGCCCGAGCCACCGUGAUUGUCGCCUAGUGAUUUAAUGAAUGGAGGAUUGAUUUGAAAUGAUUAAAUGCCUUUCUUCAGAUGAUUUUAAGCCUCAAGUUCAGACCCACACCAAAACAUGAUGGUUAUUGGUGAGGGUUUUGAAAGACCAAAUGAGUGGAAAACUGCACUUUCAUUCAUGCUCUCCUACUGAUGACACUGAAGCUGUUUCUUUCUAUUAAAUUUUACAUUUUUUUAAAUUACAUUUUACAUAAAAUAUGCUAUAAUUUAUAGUCCUGGACAGUGUUAUGAUAAAAGUUAGGAUACUUUUAUAAUGCUGUUAAAAGGGGUGCACAAGUUAUCCAUAUCAGAAUAAGCAAUAUCAGCAAAUGACCCAGAAAUGAAAUUUCUGUCAUUAUUUACUCACCCUCAUGAUGUUCCAAGCUGUAUAUCAUUCUUCUGUGGAACACAAAAGUUGAAUUUUUGAACUCUUUUCGGUAAUGGAAGUGAAUGAGGACUGGCGCUGUAAGGCUUCAAAAUGACUAAUUUGAUUUCUUUGACAUCCGACAUUGAUCUUACUCUGCAUGUUUAUGAGCGAAUUUGAUCAGCGAAUGAAUCCUUUCAAUGUUCUAGUUGACAAAAAUGGUGUAAAUGAUUCAUUUUAAUGAACUGAUCUAGUUCUCUGGUUCAUCAGAAUCAAUGACUAACUUUUUUCAAGUUGCUUGCGACGGUCGUUUGAAGCAAGUCGUUUAAAAAGUCGUGGCAUGCGAACAAAUGAUAUUGCAAUGGCUGUUACUGACUGUUUAAAUCUAGCGGGUUUGGUGUCUCCUGUUUCAAAUCCAAUGAUGCUGGUAGUGACGAUUCUCUCUGACCAAUUAGUGAUCUAAAGUGUUUACACAUCAUAUUUUAGUUUCGGUACGGCUCGCUUGGAACCUCAACCCGAGGUGCUACUAUUUAAACAAGCCGUACCAUGCAGUGGAAAAGCGCCAUAAAUGACCUGAUGGUGCUUUUGAAUCCAUUUUGAAGCUUGAAAGCUCUGUUCCCCAUUCAUUGUAAUUGCAUGGAAAGAGACCAAUCACCAAAAAUAGUCUGUACACACAGCACAGACACUUAUGCAUGUCCAAGAAAAUCUUUUUCAGACAAUCCCACUGUCCUCAUGACGUUAAAACCCAAACUCUUUUUUUUUAAUGCAUGUCUGUAAUGCUUUAUGCAUAUAUAAAGUGCCUGAUCUUGUCAAAUCUAUAUGGAGUUUUCAUUUAUAGCCAGUGAUUAUUGGAGACUAGCAUGGAAAACUCUGAAACAUUACAGAUGCAUGGACCUCUGUGUUUUAAAAAUCAAUAGUGCCUGUUUUGCAUGCCUUCAAAUAGUCUUUUUGAAGAUAAAUGCAUAUAUUUUUGUCUGUCAUUAAAGACAUAUCCCUAAGACAUGA